AGUAGCCCUUCCCUUAGUAUAGAAAAGUCCAACCUUUUUCAAAUACUAUUUUCUUCAUUUUUAUCCUGUAUCUAUAAAUUAGACGAUAAUCCAACUUAUCUGACACCACUGUUUAUAAAAUUUAAAAUUUUUUAAACCUGACAUAAUGACUAUUGAAAAUACUCCAAAAUUCGGUUUCGGUACUAGAGCUAUUCAUGCUGGUGCUCCAAUUGAUCCAAGUACUGGUGCUGUUAUUGAAGCAAUUUCAUUAUCAACUACUUUUGCUCAAUCUGAACCAUCUAAACCUCUUGGUAUCUAUGAAUAUUCUAGAUCUUCUAAUCCAAACAGAGAUAAUUUUGAACAAGCUGUUGCUUCAUUAGAAAGUGCUAAAUAUGCUAUUGCUUUAGGUUCCGGUUCUGCUACAACUGCUUUAGUCAUUCAAUCAUUACCAAUCAAUUCUCAUAUUAUUUCUGGUGGUGAUGUCUAUGGUGGUACUUAUAGAUACUUCACUAAGGUUGCUAACACUCAUGGUGUUAGUGCCACUUUUGUUGGUAAUUUGGCUGACGAUUUGGAAGCUAACAUUAAACCAAACACUAAAUUAGUAUGGUUAGAAACUCCAUCUAACCCAACCUUAUCAGUUACUGAUAUAGCUAAGGUUGCUCAAAUCUUGAAAUCUCAUGAAGAAAAAACAGGUUCCAAGAUUUUAUUAGUGGUUGAUAAUACUUUCUUAUCUCCAUACAUCUCAAAUCCAUUAACUUUAGGUGCUGAUGUUGUUGUUCAUUCUGUUACUAAAUAUAUUAAUGGACAUUCUGAUGUUGUUAUGGGUGUUUUAGCUACUAAUAACUCUGAAUUACAUGAACAAUUCAGAUUCUUACAAAAUGCUAUUGGUUCAAUUCCAUCACCAUUUGAUUCUUGGUUAGCUCACAGAGGUUUAAAAACUUUACAUUUAAGAGUUAGACAAGCUGCUACUUCUGCUCAAAAGAUUGCUGAAUUUUUAGUUCAACAUCCUGCUGUUCAAAAAGUUAACUAUCCAGGUUUAAAAUCUCAUCUUAACCAUGAUGUUGUUGUUAGACAACAUAGAGAUGGCUUAGGAGGUGGUAUGAUCUCUUUUAGAAUUGUUGGUGGUGCUAAAGGUGCUUCAGUAUUCACUUCUUCUACUAAAAUUUUUACUUUAGCAGAAUCUUUAGGUGGUAUUGAAUCAUUAGUUGAAGUUCCAGCUGUCAUGACUCAUGGUGGUAUUCCAAAGGUUGAAAGAGAAGCCAAUGGUGUUUAUGAUGAUUUGGUCAGAGUCUCCGUCGGUAUCGAAGACACUGAAGAUUUAAUUAAUGAUAUUCAACAAGCCUUAGAAAAGGUUGUUGCUACUACUUCUAAUUAAGUACUAUUUUAGAAUUUUGUAUUAUUAGAAAAGCAUAUAUAAAGCAUAUUUAUAUAUGGUGUCUUUGCAUAACAUAGAUUAGUUUUAGUUUAGGAAACUUCAGUUGGGUGAAGUCUUUAUUUUGGUUUUAUUUAGACUUAUUAAACAAUUUUAAAUCGAAUUAUCAUUCGCAUGUAAUAUUUCUU
Messenger RNA from Scheffersomyces amazonensis, 1539 nucleotides. It is a transcript of the gene CYS3, whose product is annotated as cystathionine gamma-lyase. The transcript has a single exon. Gene Ontology annotation, molecular function: carbon-sulfur lyase activity; pyridoxal phosphate binding. The coding region runs from base 146 to 1354 and encodes 402 amino acids. Gene Ontology annotation, biological process: transsulfuration. Lineage: Eukaryota; Fungi; Ascomycota; Pichiomycetes; Serinales; Debaryomycetaceae. Gene Ontology annotation, cellular component: cytoplasm. The record is from RefSeq and is a predicted model, not a curated record.